AUGCCAGAAGAAGCAAACACAGAAUCAGGCCCCGAAAAACUCGCCGGUCCCAAAUGCGUCGCCCUCGUCGCUGCAGUCAGCGGCGCAGGCUUUCUCAAUACCUUCUCCAGCCAAGCUGCAGUCAUCAUUCUUCCCACAAUUUCCAGAGACCUGCAUAUCCCGCCCGGCCGCCAGCAGCUCGUAGUCUCCGUCUACGGGCUCGCUUUUGGAUGCUUCCUCCUGCUCUGGGGAAGGGUUGCCGACAUCUUCAGCAAACGAACAGUGUUUGUAGCCGGUAGUGUCUGGGUCACGUUGACCACGGCCAUCACACCGUUUGCGCCUAACGAGGCUGCGUUCCACGCAUUCAGAGCCUUGCAAGGAAUUGGCGCUGCGGCGAACGUCCCGACGGCUAUUGGGGUCCUCGGCACCACGUUCUCCAGAGGAAAGGCCAGGGCAUACGCGUUUGGCUUCUACUCCGCUGCAACUCCGCUUGGAAGUGUAGUAGGAAAUCUCCUCUCGGGGUUUAUCGCGUCCUCUACCAGCUGGAAAUGGGUGUUUGGCGUGCUUGCCAUCCUCGCCGCCUGCAUCACCAUUGCGGGAUAUUUUGCAAUUCCUUGUCAAAAAAGUCCGACGGCCAUCGAUGACGCUACGUUGCGCGGCCGUCUUGACUUGGUCGGGGCCUUCCUUUCCACUGCCGGCCUGGGCUGUCUCCUGUUCGCCCUGAGUACUGGUAACCAGGCUGGUUGGGCUACGCCAUGGAUACCAGUCCUCAUCGUCGUGGCUGUCGCGCUCAUAACGGCCUUUCUCUUCUGGGAACGGUUCCUAGAGGCAAACGGCAGUCGGCCACCACUCAUGAGAGUAUCACUCUUUCAAAAUCGCGAGUUGAGUGUUUCUCUGGCAGUAAUGUGCAUGCUAUUUGCGUCCUUCAACGGGUACCUCGUUUACGCUACCUUUUAUUAUCAGGAGUAUCAAGCUCUCUCGCCACUGCAAACGACUCUCCGCUUCAUCCCAACUGGUGUUGUCGGCGUCAUCAUGGCAAUUUCUGUCCCACUGCUUCUUUCACGCAUUCCUACCUUUGCUGUCCUCCUUUUAGGAACACUUUCUACCUCGGUGUCAUCGCUGCUCUUGGCAGUACCGAUCCCAACCGAUACUUCCUACUUCAAAUAUGGGCUCUGGGCCAUGAUUCUGGCCACAUUUGGCGCGGAUUCUGCUACUCCUUGCCUCUACUCGAUCGUUUCGCACGCUGUUUCGGGCGAAUACCAAGCCAUUAGCGGUGCUAUGCUCAACGUCUCGAUGCAGCUUGGGCGAGUCCUUGGCCUGGCUAUCGCGACGGCUACACAAACCGCCGUCAUGGCAAGAGGGAGAGACGCGGAGGUUGAUCAUGGCCAGCUUCUGCCGUGGGACCCAAUCUCUUUAGAGGGCAUCCGGGCAGCAAAUUGGCUCAAUUUUGCAUUUGAUGACCUCGGACAUACAAACGAGACAAUGGCAACAGAUGACAGCGCGUCGGCCGAUGGCUCAGGCGAGGCAUCGCAAGUCCCACCAAACGAUUCCACCGAUUCGAAAGCCUACACAGGCCAGGCGACUACGGCACUGACGACUGUCGACAUUCAGACACUCUCCUUCCCCGACGGCUCGCGAGGCACAUUUCAAACCCCUGCGCCGAGGUCUGUGUCGACGCCAGUGUCCAGCGGGUAUGCUUCGCCCGGCUACAAAGCAAGCCACUCAGGAGGGGAAGGAGACGAUGGAGCAAGUGUCAUGAGCUUUGCGCCCACGAUGCGACCGGCUGGCGAUAUCGCGAGCCUCUUUGUCGGCGACUUGAGCAAGCGCAGCAUCGCCUGGAACAUGCUGCGCUCGCAGGCACCCACUGUCCAACCGUUUGAGACGAGUCGCCAUCGACAGGGCGACAUCUUGACAAACUUCGAACGAGAAUUCGAAUUGGUGCCGGCAGAGGCAACAGAAGAGGUGGAUGAUGCGUCGCGUGUGGCCAUGUGGAAGGCAAAGCGCAAGCACUACAUGAUUCUCUCGUCCGCUGGAAAACCCAUUUGGAGCCGCCACGGAGACUUGAUGCUCAUUAACUCCUCGAUCGGAGUUAUGCAAACGAUAAUAUCUUUCUAUGAGGGCGCCAAGAGUCCGCUACUGGGAUUUACGGCCGGCGACGCCAGAUUUGUAGUCCUGACCCGGGGUCCCCUUUACUUUGUGGCUGUGAGCAAGCUUGGCGAGAGCGACUCGCAGCUUCGUGCGCAGCUUGACGCGCUCUACAUGCAGAUUCUCUCCACGCUUACACUGCCGACCCUAACAAGAAUCUUUGUUAACCGACCGUCGUCGGAUCUAAGGAAGCCACUCCAAGGCACCGAGUCGCUGCUUUCUUCACUGGCCGACACGUUCACGAGAGGCUCGCCAACGACGCUGCUAGGGGCACUGGAAUGCCUCAAACUUCGCAAAUCACAGCGACACUCGAUCAACAAUACGUUUCUCAAGCUGCGCUCAGACAAGCUGCUCUACGGACUCAUUAUUGCGGGCGGAAAGCUCGUUAGCGUCAUUCGUCCACGGCGGCAUUCGCUGCACCCGAGCGACUUGCAGCUCAUAUUCAACAUGCUAUUCGAGUCCGAUGGCAUUAAAGGCGGAGGGGGUGAAAACUGGAUACCCUUAUGCCUUCCCGCCUUUAACAACGAAGGCUAUCUAUAUAUGUACGUCAGCUUCUUCGACGACGAGGGUCAAGAAGCGCAGGAAGAAGCAAAAGCAGACAAUGAACAGACGACAGGCACAAGCUCGCAGAUUGCCAUGGUACUGAUUAGCACCAACAAGGAGAGCUUCUUUGGCCUCCAGAAGAUGCGUCACGACGUGGCUCAGCAGCUGGCCAAGAGCGGCCAUCUAGCCGUGAUACGGGCCUCCGUGCGGGCCGGGCGGCCGCGGACGAGCCAGAUUGUGCCCGGGAACCCGAUGAGCCACUUUCUAUACAAGUCCAAGGCCAACGUGCAGUUCUGCAUGGCCGCGCUGGAGCCGCCGCUUGACGCCAUCUCGGAGCGCCGUCGGCUAAUAAGCCUGUACCACGAGAUGCACGCUGCCGUGCACGCCAAACAUGCGCACCUCAAAAUCUUGCAUAACACGGGCGAAGAUUCCACGUCACUCGCGUGGGUCACGCCCGUCUUCGAGCUGUACUGCGUGGGAGGGCCCAACAUGUCGCGCGCGACCAUGGGGCAGGGUGCGAACAAGAUCAUCCAGUGGGCAAAGAAGGAAGAGCAGCGAUUGUUCAUCAUCGGAGGCGGUGUCUUUUGA
Molecule: messenger RNA, 3255 nt
Organism: Cordyceps fumosorosea ARSEF 2679
Lineage: Eukaryota; Fungi; Ascomycota; Sordariomycetes; Hypocreales; Cordycipitaceae
Product: vacuolar fusion protein mon1
Exons: 5
Coding region: 1-3255 (1084 amino acids)
Biological process (GO): transmembrane transport; protein targeting to vacuole; vesicle-mediated transport
Cellular component (GO): fungal-type vacuole membrane; Mon1-Ccz1 complex
Molecular function (GO): transmembrane transporter activity
Source: RefSeq, a predicted model, not a curated record